Messenger RNA from Thyridium curvatum, 1830 nucleotides. RefSeq lists its product as uncharacterized. The coding region runs from base 1 to 1830 and encodes 609 amino acids. Lineage: Eukaryota; Fungi; Ascomycota; Sordariomycetes; Thyridiales; Thyridiaceae. The record is from RefSeq and is a predicted model, not a curated record. The transcript has 4 exons.
AUGAAGAUCGCCGUCCUCCCUGGCUCGACCAAGACAGCGCAGGCCGCUGUUCGCUCGUUGCUCGCGGAUCCUAGCUCGCCCAAUGUGAUUGCGUUCUAUCGCGACCCUGCCAGGGCACCGGCCGAGUUCACCUCCAAUACCAGAUUUGAAGCGGUCAGAGGCGAUCUUAUGGAUGCAGCAACCCUGGACCUGACGGGAUGCGAUGCCGUGCUCGCCAUCACGCCACCGACUUUCGAAGACGUGGAUAUCAUCGAGAGAGCUCGAAAGAUGUCUCAGAAUACAAGAGAUGCGGUCCGGCGGGCGGCAAAAACGGUGAACAGACUUGUGCUGUUGUCUAGUCAGGGUGCCCAGUUCGAUCACGGCGUUGGAGAAAUAGGCACAAACCAUGUCGCAGAGGUCACAUUGAAGGACGCGGCUCCCGAAGUGGUCUUUGUCAGAUGCGCCUACUUUAUGGAAAAUUGGAUGAUGGCCCUGCAGACCCUGAGGUCCGAGAAUCCGUUCUUUUACAGUACUCUGACUCCAUUGAAUCAUGUUCUGCCCAUGGUUUCUAUCAAGGACAUCGGCGCCACCCUGUGUGCUCAGUUGCUCUCAGCAGGCUCCAGGCUUCCUUCCAACCCUCACAUAUUCGAUCUGGAGGGCCCAGACGCUUACGGUUCUCUGGAUGUGCAAAGGGCAUUUGAGAAAGCUUUGGGCAAGUCUGUCGACGUGAAGCCUGUAGAAAAGGAAGACUUGGAAGCCUACUGGGGCAAAGCCUUUCCUACUCGUGUAGCGAAAUGCUUCACGGAGAUGACUAUCAGCACUCUUCCCGGUGGUCUUCUAGCCGAAAGCUGGGAACCAGGGCGGACAGCCAACGUGCAGAGAGGAGAAACUUCACUAGAUGAGGCCAUCAGCCAGCUGCCCACUGGUGUCGCGCCGCAGUUCAUUGCGCCCUCGACGCUUGAUAAGCUGACAUCCUACCGCCAUGCGAGCUCCAAAAGCGAGCGGUUCUUCUGUUCCACCUGUGGGUGUCACAUCGGCGACCGCGGCCUCGGAGGCGAGCAUGGCACCGAUUGGGUGAUUGCUACAUCAAUAUUUGCCGACCACACAGAAGCCACCUUCCAGAUCAAGAGGCACUGCUUCACAGACGCCACUCCCGGAGACGGCCUGCACAGCUUCCUCCCCAGCAUCGCGGGCCGGGAGAUCAAGCUCUGGAACCCGGACCCGGAAGACCCGACGUGGGACGCCAAGCCCGCAGCUCCACCGGAAGCCGAGUACGACACCCAAGGGAACGAGCGGCUCCGGGGCCAGUGCCAUUGUGGCGGUGUUUCCUUCACCGUGCCGCGCCCGACCAUCCCGGCAGUCCAGGACGAUCCGUACCUGCGCAAAUGGGCAUCUCCGCUGGAUCCCAACAAAUGGAUCGCUUGUCUCGACGUCUGUGACGACUGCCGGCUCGUCGACGGCACGCAUGUGAUCGCUUGGACCUUCUUGCCUGCCGCACUUCUCGACCCGCCCUUGAAGCCGGACCUGUCUGGAUUUGGCACCCUCAAAGUGUACAACUCCUCCGAGGGUGUGAGGCGGGGCUUCUGCGGCACCUGCGGGGCUACUGUCGUGUUUGCUUAUGAUGGGCGCAUACCGACGGAUCAGCAGGCUAUCGUCGAUAUUGCCAUUGGAGUAUUCAGGGCUCCUGAAGGAGUCCUAGCUGAGAACUGGCUCACGUGGAGAUCUGGACAAUUGGCGUGGCCUUCGAGCGGAGAGAGGUAUGACCUGGAAUUCACAAAGGCUCUGAAGGAAGGGCUUGCAGCUUGGGGCAUGAGGAAGCAUGGCGUGGCAGCUGAUUUCAAGAUUGACUAG